Bolinopsis microptera is the source of this 969-nucleotide messenger RNA. Its product is annotated as beta-1,4 N-acetylgalactosaminyltransferase 2-like. Lineage: Eukaryota; Metazoa; Ctenophora; Tentaculata; Lobata; Bolinopsidae. The transcript is spliced from 2 exons. The record is from RefSeq and is a predicted model, not a curated record. Bases 1 to 969 code for a protein of 322 amino acids.
AUGGCCGUUGUACCUCCAAAUAGUUCAUGUGACUUUAAAGCGUGUGGGUUCAACAAAAGAGAGCCGGUGAAACUCCUGCCACCUGACCAGGUGGGAAGAUGUACAAAUCUGUGGGAAUGUGUGACACUUGCAGUAAAAACAACCAGAAGACCACAUCUUAUAUUGCGUCUAGCUCGAUCAGUGAGAGACAGUCUGGGGUUCGAUCUCCCGAUAGUUGCAUACGACGACGGACCAAACGAUUACCCGGAUGAAAUAUAUCAGCAAAUUGCAGAGUAUCCCUUAUUACAGUACGAAGUGAGUAAAAAUGAAGAUCUCGGUAUAGCUCGAGGGAGAAAUUUGGCUGUUAUGCAGGUCAAGACUAAGUACUUCUUCCUUCUUGAUGAUGACAUCAAGUUCAAUGAAUACACAAAACUCGAUAAACUUGUUGAAAUCCUGGACACUACCGACGUCACUGUGGCCUCAGCUGCUUACAAGGUAAUCGUUUUUACUUCAUACCUUGAAUUUGGACAUUUCAACGAGAACAAGGCAAACCGUAGACUGGGAGUUUACCAUGAAGCUUGCACAAUUAUCAACCAAACAAUUCCAAACCAUCCAAGUUGUGUCAGAUGCGAUAUUACUUCAAACGUAUUUCUGGCACGAACCAAAGAGAUAUUGGAUAUAGGAGGAUGGGACCCAGAGCUAAUGAUAUUGGAACACAAGGAUAUAUUUAUUAGACUGAAAGCAGCUGGCAUGAAAGUUGCACUUUGCCCGGAUGUGAAAGUAGACCACGCUCGUCCGUCAAAGAUAGCAGUUAAAGGCGAGGACUACUCAGAAAAAAGGAGACGAGCAGCAGGAAGGUUUAGAGCUCUAAUAAACAACAGAUGGAACAUUCAGAACAUAUUCGAUAGAUCAGCAAGAAAUCGCUUGGUGAUGAACCACGAUACAGGAGAGAUAACAUACAAGGAGGAGAAGGAACAUGAAUCAUGUUAA